CACUUCUCUUACGGUUUACACCAUCAAAAAUCUUUUCACCAUUACUUUCCCCCCAAAAUUUCCCGCUCCCUCUCCCCCCAUCGUCAGCUCCACCACUACCGGCUUUCCCACCGUGCGACGACCAGAUCCACCACCGUAAGAAGGCCGCCGCUCGCUCCGCCCAAGCCCCAGCUCGACAUCGCCGCUCGUUCUGCCCACGCCGCCGCCUGUGCCGCUCACGACGACGCCGCUCGUUCAGCUGAGAUACUUCAUCCAUCAGUUAUAAGAGAGCUGGCAUUCUUUCAGAGAAGGAGAAAUCCCCGUCACCUCUAAGAAGGAGACGCGAACCCCGCCCUUCUCUGUGAGAAUCUCGCUCAGUAGCGUUCUAGAGAAAAAGUGAGAACCAAAGUACGAAGAAAUUCAGGAUGAUUUCGAUUAAUGAGAAAUUCAGAUGAAAAACCGAAACCCCUUUGCCAUUCACAAAAAUUGAUGAUUGUUAAGCUGUUGUGCUCAAAUUGGAGAAAUAUAAUGAAUCUCUCUCCAUUUAAGCUGGACAUUGAUGACCUCAUACACGAGUUUGCUGAGGGCGAAUCAACAGCUUUGGCUGAUAUGAAGAGAGUAUGGCUUUCUAGAAAGUUCUCGUACAUAUAUGAGGCUACUCCUUCUUGCAACUUGGCCUUCUUCAUGCAAUCGUUGUAUUCCCAUUCAAUUGGUAGUUACAUGAUAAGCAAUGCUUCUUUAUCACACAGACUGGGCGGGCUUUUUUGCCUUUACUGCCUCUAUGAGACUCAACCUUUCAAACCCCCAUUCAAAAUUUAUCUAUCACUUGGAGAGCUGAGGAAACUUACGGAGCUUCUUGUUGAUGCAAAAGAAAAAGGUGUAAAAGUGGUAUCUGCUGUGGUCAAAAGGAUGCUUGAUAAAAACAUGUUCCUCUUUGGGUGUUUGGAGAUAAAUGAAGGUUCUGCUACAGAGACAGUGAAUCAACUUACAGAAUUGCAGAAUGCCCGCAUUCAAGUUUUAUAUAAUAAGUUAUUUGCUAAUAGUCGGAUAGAGCACUUCCUCCAUAUGGACUUGGGCAGGGAAGUUGACUUGAAUGUUGUCCAGGAAAAGUCAACAGAAUAUGCGGAGGCCAAGAAAUUGGCCAUUGAAGAAGCCAGCAAGGUAGUGGAUGUUCAAGACAUAAAGCAUAUAUCAAAGGAUAAAAAAUUGAUUGGAGAUGAAAUGGCGAAGAUCAUAGAUGACUGGAAUGUCCAAAGAGAUGUUUUUAAUCAACAAAGAGGAUCCAGCCAGCUACCUCCUGAAGAACAACAGCAACAUCAAGAUGAUGAAGAGUUUGAUCUGGAAGAUGAUGAAGACUUUGAUCAGAAUCUGGAACGAUUGCUAUCCAAAGCAUAAUGGCAAGCGUACCCGUACUGUAGGAGCUUGAGAAAAGGCUCAGGUCUCUCCAUACUUGAGAGUAAAAGUUCAGGGGCACGGACGGUCUCUGAGAAUGCCAUCCUUAUUUCACUUCGAUACAAAAGCAUCUCCUCCUCGUUUUGUUCCAGAUGGGAAGAAUGCUCAUGAGUGCCCUGGGCUUGCUUCUUUUGUGACUAUGCAUUCUGUAUGCAGAAAACGAGAUUUAAUCUGUACAUUUGAAUGAGUGUCUACAAGUAAAAUCAUGAACAAUGGCUCCGUUUAAGCUGUUUAUAAUAUAUGCCUUUGAUUAAUUUGUUCGAGGCUUCCAAUUUUAA
This is a messenger RNA of Corylus avellana, 1709 nucleotides long. RefSeq names its product Small nuclear RNA activating complex (SNAPc), subunit SNAP43 protein. The record is from RefSeq and is a predicted model, not a curated record. Gene Ontology annotation, cellular component: snRNA-activating protein complex. Gene Ontology annotation, molecular function: sequence-specific DNA binding. Gene Ontology annotation, biological process: snRNA transcription by RNA polymerase II; snRNA transcription by RNA polymerase III. NCBI's taxonomy places the organism in Eukaryota, Viridiplantae, Streptophyta, Magnoliopsida, Fagales, Betulaceae.